This is a messenger RNA of Papaver somniferum (opium poppy), 1458 nucleotides long. RefSeq lists its product as uncharacterized. Lineage: Eukaryota; Viridiplantae; Streptophyta; Magnoliopsida; Ranunculales; Papaveraceae. The transcript is spliced from 6 exons. The record is from RefSeq and is a predicted model, not a curated record. The coding region runs from base 1 to 1458 and encodes 485 amino acids.
AUGAAUAAAGAUUGGGUUCAUUGGCCAAGGGGGGAAGUUCCAUACCAGGAUGAAUUGAAGAAGUUCAUAAAGUUAACUUGUGAGAAAAUUGGAAAUCCUUCUAAGUUUAGUUGUCCUUGUGUGGAUUGUAAGAAUCUUGCUGCGCCACUUCCUCCGGGUACAGUACAUUUUCACUUGCUACAACGAGGUAUGGAUCCUACUUAUACCGAGUGGGUUCUUCACGGGGAGAAGGCUAGCACUUUGAAUGAUGUUCAUGAAGAGGGAGCAACAAGUCAACGUACUUUCUAUCAUAUGUGGACAGAUGCUAAUGUUGAUUUUUCCGAACCAGAACAAGGGGUUGCUGAACCUACGCAGGACGAUGGGUCGCAGAACCAAAAUGAAGGAUUGUUGAACCAGAUUGAAGAGGCUGACUUCCUAUUAUACCCUGAUUGUAAAACACACACAAAGAUAUCUAUGAUUAUUGAAUUGUAUAGGCACAAGACAUUAAAUGGUUUAUCUCAAAAAGAUUUUGAUGAACUUCUCAAUACAAUUGGUUCCAUACUGUCCUCAGGUCAUUGUCUUCCUAAAUCAACUUAUGAAGUGAAGAAGUGGAAGGAAGACACAUCUAACAUGGAUGACGAUGUUGACAUGAUACACAAGCCCAAAAAGAAGAUACCGGUGAAGGUGCUUAGAUACUUCCCCCUUGUGCCGAGAUUAGAGAGAUUGUAUAAAUCAGCAGAGCUAGCUCAGCAGUUGAUUUGGCACGCGACUCAUAAGAGUAAAGAUGGGAAGAUACUUCAUCCAACAGAUUCUUUGUCUUGGGAGCACAUAGACACAAAGUUCCCCGAGUUUGCUUCAGAAUCCCGUAAUUUGCGUCUUGGGCUUGCUGCUGAUGGAUUUAAUCCGUUUGGCGAUCUUUCCCCAACCCACAGUUGUUGGCCAGUGUUGCUUGUGUGGGAUAACAGCGUGGAGGUUUAUGAUUCAUUUAGUAAGACAAUUUUCAAUUUUAAGGAAUUAUUGAUGUGGACGAUAAACGAUUUUCCUGCUUAUGGUAACCUAUCUGGAUGCACGUAUAAAGGGAAGGCAUCCUGCCCUCUUUGUGGUGAUAAUACUCUUUCAAACUGGUUGUCGUUUAGUCGUAAAACUGUUUACAUGAAUCAUAGGAGAUAUCUACCUCAUAAUCAUCUUCUUCUAUAUAGUAAGAAGAAAACCUGUUUUAAUGGAGAGAUUGAGAGGAACGAAAAGCCACAUAUUAUGUCUGUUCCAUGGAUUUUGAACGUCAGAGCAUGUGGGAAGCGGAAAAGGGAAGUCUUUGCUACUGAUGCUGGUACGAGUGUUGCUGCUGGUUCUGGUGCACAGGAUUCUGACCAUCCGUUAUUCAACAAACGGUCGAUAUUUUUCGACUUGCCUUACUGGAAGGAAUUGUUACUACGGCAUAAUAUUGAUGAUAUGCAUACUGGAAAAAAAAAACGUCUGUGA